Molecule: messenger RNA, 1746 nt
Organism: Apiotrichum porosum
Lineage: Eukaryota; Fungi; Basidiomycota; Tremellomycetes; Trichosporonales; Trichosporonaceae
Exons: 3
Coding region: 1-1746 (581 amino acids)
Biological process (GO): RNA processing
Molecular function (GO): ribonuclease III activity
Source: RefSeq, a predicted model, not a curated record
AUGUCUGACGACGUCCCCACCAACACUCCGUGGGUUGCUCCACGCAGGCGCGCGCGUACCGGGUCGCUUGCACCGAGCGCGUCUCUUCCCGAUGUUCGUUCAAUGUCUCUCGCCCCGAGCAGCAACCCAUACAACAGCAAGCGCGCCUCUCUUCCCAGCGCUCUCACCUCGAAUCCUUCUCUGAGCCUUCCUCCUCGUCCCCCGUCCCCUCUCGAACCCAACCACACCGGUUCGAGCACGUCGUCAAUGGCCCAGCUCGCUUAUCUCUGUCCUUCCCCCGUCGAGGCCGCGCCUUCCCUCCCCGCGACGAACAGUAGUCGUCCGCCUUCCCUCCCUCCCAAGCCUGACCACCUUCCCUCCAAGCCGGCCGCUGAUGCCAAUGGAUACGGUGGUUAUGGAUUUGGUGCAAAGCCUCUACCUGAGCUCCCUCCCUCGCACUUGCCCCCCAAGCCAAGCAAGCUGGACACCGUGGAGACUCAGGCUCCGGCUCUCCCUCCCAAGUCGCCCGAUGGGCCCGUCAAGAUCGAGCGCUGGACUCCAGGAUCGACACCCGCCCCGGUACCCAAGGACACCGACCUCAUGCCCCCACCUCCUGUGCCCAGCUCCUCCACUGGAGGCAGCUCUUCGACGCGUUCAAGAGGUUCAAGCAUCUACGACCACAACUCUUCUUCAACGCGGGCGACAUCACUACCCAAGCGCCUCCCAAUCCGACACUAUCUCAAGCGUGGUCGGAGUGAUAGUGAUGAUGAGGACCUCCCCGAAGCGACACCUGUCGACAUUACGCGCGCACGCACCGUUACUGUAGAGGUCAAGCCCCACCCUGAUGGCCCGGUGUCUGUCCUCCCCACGCCGCUGCCCAGUAAGCGAGCCAAGAAGAAGGGCGCAUCGCGUGCCCUCCUCCUUCCUGUCGAGCAGCUGCCUGUCUUCCCUCUCCCGCCUCUUCCCGCGAUCGAGGACCCCGAACUCCUCAAGCAGGUCUUCACCCACUCAAGCCUCUUUGAGUACUCCCGCGGUGUCUUUGAGGAGCCGGAGGACCGCCCAGCCCGUCACUACGAGAAGCUCGAGCACGUUGGCGACUCGAUCCUGGGCAUGAUUGUCACGACAUGGCUUCACGAGCUCAGGCCCAACCUAACCUGUGGCACUGCAACCAAACUCAAGGCCCACCUUGUCUCCAACGCAACACUAUCGCACAUCUCGGGCAUGUACAACUUCCCCCAGCGCCUCAACGGCGACCCUCGCCUCCUCCCUGUUCUCCGUGCCCAGACCGACGUCCGCGCUGCCCUUGUCGAAGCCUACAUUGCAGCGCUCUACUUUUCGUAUCCCGAGGAGACGCGCAUGACUGAAGGCUUUGCUAGUGUCACGGCCUGGCUGCGCGAGAUGUACGAGCCGCUCUACGACUUCUUCUUCAGCUACAUGAAGAACUCCCACAACCAGCACUACUCGGCCAUGGGUACCGGUCCGGAUGGUAUUGUCGAGGCAGCCUCGUCACCCGAGGAGCUCGACAAGUUUGACGAGCAGGCCGAAGGGAUGGGACUCCUUCUCAAGAUGUUUGCGACCCAGCGCGAGCGCGUCGUCGAGUACGACUCUGAGCGCUUCGAGACCAGCGUCGGAAUCCUCUGGAAGCUCACUUGCCUCGUUGACGGCGUGGAGAUGGGCGAUGCCACGCGCGCGUCCAAGUACAAGGCCAAGAAUGCCGCUGCCUGGGAGGCUGCUAAGAAACUUGGUCUCACCGAGGGCACCAUCUAA